Molecule: messenger RNA, 1308 nt
Organism: Penicillium vulpinum
Lineage: Eukaryota; Fungi; Ascomycota; Eurotiomycetes; Eurotiales; Aspergillaceae
Exons: 2
Coding region: 1-1308 (435 amino acids)
Source: RefSeq, a predicted model, not a curated record
AUGAUGCGACCGCGCGACCCCCGCAUCCGACAAAGGAUUAAUCAGAUCUCUCAUAACCUUGAGACUGCCAACGAAACCGCCCAAGAGGGACUUUAUGCUUUUUCCCACAACUACAUAUCCCCAUGUUUCGAAUCCAUUGGAAACUGUGUGGCUGCAUGUACAGCACCGUGCCUCCCGAGCCGCGAAGACCACCUACGGCGGCGACGACGCGGCCAAACCGAAGCCAACUUUGAUUUCUAUGACGAUUGGGCCAACGAAGAAGAAGAUGACGGUUUGAUUGGAUGGGGUACAGGCGAACUCGAUCGCCUCCUUGCUGGCAGCGGGCUGGCGCGCGGACCUGCUGACCAACCGCGUCGGCCCCGGAGGAUGAGCUACGGGACACGCAACACUAGGCGACGGAGUACAGCACACAACUCGGACGAUCGCGAUGACCCGACUGUUAUCCCCAGCUCUUCAUUCAUUGGCUUCCUCGAACGUUUUCCAUGGAGAUUCGGUGCUAGGGGAGUCAAGUAUCGGCCUUCGGCUGCUGACCUCCAAGAACACCCCGGCACGCGACGCUAUGCGCACGAAGACGAGCCGCUAAUGGAAGCAAUGGAUGAUGAUGACAGAGAUGAAUAUUCGCUUACCCUUCAUGGAAGGAAUCGCAGUGCCACGCAAUCGUCCCGCGGAACGGACAACUCACUUAGCUCGCGUGGGGAUCUAUUCCCUAGUGAUGAGGAAGAUGCAGUGCCCCUUGACGAUGAGUUUGCCCUUGCUUUCGGGCGCCGGGGGACAGGCUUGGAAUCAGAUGAUCAGUCCGGGGCGAAGUCUGAAAUUAUACAGUCUGCAUCCGCGUCCAGCCUCGGUGGCGCAUCGUCGAAAAAGACAAGGCGGAAGAAGAAGCGGUGCCCAAAGCGAUCGCCUAGUCACAAUGAGGCCUCGAUUGUUCAUGACAUUGAUACACCAUCAAUAGCAGACCUGAAAACAGAAGAGCACCGCGCGGCAUUGGAAGAAGAAGCCGAUAUUGAGAGGCGACGGCUUGCUGCGCACGAGCUGGCUUUGAGUCGAGGCCUCGAUACAAGAGGUGGUGACAAGCCUGCCGCAACAUCCAUUAGUCCAAGUCUCCAAUCGCAAGAGCAACCUAAUACCCCGAGAAGGGCCUUCAGCGAGUCAUCAAGCCGCCGGAUGUCCGAUAGCCAAACCGAGCCCUUCCCGCCUCUAUCUAUGUCGCCUUCAUCUAUGGCCAUGGAUUCUCCAGGCUUAUUCAAACCCUCGCCAAGAGCUAUGUCUCCCCGCGAGGUUGGUGAAAAUACGACUUCUCUCGAUUGA